UGAAAAGAAUAAGGCUGCUAGAUAGAGAGGUGUUUUAUUCCUUGUGGUCCCCGUGUGAAGUACGGCAGGAAGACCAUCAUUUGAUGGAACUGCCUCAGGGGGAUCCAUUAACUGUGAUACAGUGGCUGGCGAAAAGGCGCCUUCUGGCAAAUUCUCGGGAAUGCGAAGUCUGUCACAUCCCCAUGUCCAGGGUAAAGAAGAAUGGGGUGGACGGCUUCGCAUGGCGAUGCCGAAUAUGCGACACUCGUGUUACCAUCAGGAGGGGCAGCUUCUUACACGAUAGUCAUCUGAAGUUGUCCCAAAUGUUGGUAAUAUUGCACGAGUGGAGCAUGGAUCAGUCCCAGGAGGACAUAGCCCGCGUCGCAAGGAUCAACCAAACACAGAAGGUCGUCGAUUGGAGCAAUUUUUGCAGAGCCGUGUGUCGUCGUUUCAAUGAUGCCGUACCCCAAAAAUUGUGGAGAUUGACGAGUCGUACUUCUUUAAACGGAAGUACAACCGGGGAGCAGUGCGCCCCGGGCGUUGGGUGUUUGGUGGAAUAGAAAGAUGCUCCAAAAGAUGCUUCCUGGUAGAGGUGCCCGACAGGACACAGGAAACAUUGUCGGCAUUGAUUGUGCAGUAAGU
This is a messenger RNA of Phyllotreta striolata, 621 nucleotides long. NCBI's taxonomy places the organism in Eukaryota, Metazoa, Arthropoda, Insecta, Coleoptera, Chrysomelidae. The record is from the annotation of a GenBank genome assembly.